AUGUCUACCUUUGAGCAAUUAUUCAACAACUGUGUCCUUCAAGUUACCAUCCCAAACACCUCGGUCUCGUUUCCUGAGCCAGGACCAGCAGACGACUGGUUGAAUGGGCUGGGUGCACAACACAUUGAGAGAAGGCAGGCUUUCUUUGACGAGCAGUUGUACGUCUACCUCACAGUAAAGGUAGAUCAUCCUCCCUCCGAUCCCCCACCUGAACCUUCGCGCGUGCCCAAGCUUUUGCUCGACUUCUUUGCCCACAUUCAAGUGUCCCUCGAGGCAACAUAUAUAUCUCCAAGUUCCGCAUCACACACCGAUUCACUCAGCCCUGCUCGCCUCUCAGCACCUCCGCGGUCCACAUCCAUACAGUCCAAAGCCCGCCUUACCGUACCCCACCCAUCUAUAUUCCCUCCCAGCACCCCCAACCCCAUCCCUUCCACGGCAGAGAACGACAGGAAGUAUGUGCAAGCGGAAGGGACUCUUCUCAUCGCCAAGAUAUGGGGCCAAGAUGCGUCGAACGAUUCUCACGAGAAAUUUACCAUAGUCUUCUCUGAAGCGGAUGGUGCAUGGGUGGCUGUAUACAGGCUUUCGCUUGUCGUCUCAUUUUUGCGUCUUAAUAUACUAGAUCCUCUACUUUGCCUAACAAUAUCAGCAACACUCCGCGAGAAAGCCCUUUCGAUGACUCAAUCAAAGCACCCAUUCGUCGCGUUCUUGACCAGUAUGGAAUCCAAAUCGUCUACAGAUGAUCUUCUGCCUUCUCUUCCUGGUAGAAUAAACGAUGCUACGGCCGACGGAGAGCAUGACCUUGAAGGCUUAGAAGAAGUAAAUCUAUUAGAGGGGCUUUCUAAUGCACCCAGCUUCUCUUCUACGACAAAUCCAGUUUAUCUUCCAUCCUCGCGUAUAGGAAAUUACACCCGCCGCCAAAUAUUUUCCCUCCCCCCCGUUGUCUCCUCAUCGCCCCAAACGUCCUCGCCAACAAAGGCCCAGACCUCAACCCACCCCACCCUUCGCAAAUCAUUUCGCAAGACCAUGCACACCGUCUCGGGCUUUCGCGUGCGCAUGCGCACCGUGUUCGUGCCGUACGUACUCCUCCCUGAGACUCGCAACCACGAUCUCGACUCCUCCACCUCCACCUCCGAUGACAGCGAUAGCAGUGACAGUGGUAGUGUAGAUGAUAGGGAGGACGAGCGCGAUCAAAGGGAGGCGGGGAACGACGAGCAUACCGUCGUGCUCUGUGUCGAGAUCGAGAACUCGGGCGACGCAGGGCCAGAGGUGGGGUUUUCUGUCGAGAGCAUUGAUGUCAAUAUCGGCGGCGAGGGUGCUACUGCUACGCUGAUAGGCUGGGGCGAAGGUGUCUUUGGGAAGGAGGCAGAAAAGCACGUGUUCCCGCUCCCCAUUGGCUCGAUGGAACAAUAUAACUUACUCUAUGCCGUUUCGUUCCUGCACCCCCCCGGUGACAUGGAUACGUUCUCGUUACCCGGACAUGGGAAAGACGCGCGUUCAGGAACUAAGUGGAGCACAGAGCUGCAGCGCGCGGUGACGAUCAACAUUAACGGCAAGCCCUUCGCGAAAGGCGAGGCUUUGUCUGAGGAAGAUGACGGGACUGCUACCGUAUCAUAUCCCACUCGAACGUUUUCCUCGCGAUGGAACUGUGUAUUAGACUUAUCCACCCGACCACGCGAAGAAGCAUCUGAUUCGUGGUACGGGAAUCACAACGCCCUGCCCGAACCUCCCUCUCCGUUCCCUACGCACCCCAUCGUCACACCAGCUCAAUUCCCACCACACACCGCCCGUGACACCCAUCACCCCCAAGACCUCGUCGCUGGCAGCAAACGCCACACCCUCCCGGGGAGCAUCACCGCCCUACGAGCGAUCAACCCACCACUGAGUAGCGCAUCGACCAGCCUUCGCUCGUCCACGUUGCUGAACCCCUCCAUCCGCGAGCAGUCCGUCUCGCCGCACCCAGGUAGAGGGUCAUUCACGCCGCCUUCGGUGGCGGUGAAGGCAUACGCACGGUCACCAACGUCAUACGGCGCGCUACCGUCCAUUGGCUCGGUCGGCAGUUUGGCGGGCAGCGCAGUCGAUCCCAAUGGGGCUGGCGCCGUCGAGCAAUUUGCGGCCCCGCCGCCCACACCGGCGUACCCUGCAUAUCCUGCCACCGCCGCUGUGCCCCCUACUCCUUACUCCCAAGCGUCGAUGUCGAACCAACAGGGUGCACUAGGUCCGAGCGUCGAGAUACGCCGAGAGCGUGGGACGGGGAUGGGCGUUUCUUCUCCGCACACCCCUGGACCGACGGUUAUCGGGGCGUCGUUUGCAGACCGGCUUCAGGAAGUAAACGCCAACGUGCCUGCGGAAGUUUCCAGCCAGCCUAUCAUCGUCUCCGUCGGGCUGCUCCCACGAGAGUCAACACGAAGGAGCAAGACACCUCAGAACUCGGAUCGAAUAUACCCAUACGAAGAAUUCACGCUUGAUAUUUUCGUGUUCAACAGGAGUUCGUGGACGAGGCGGUUUGAAGUGAGCUAUCCCGACGCUGCGUUGCGCAGGAGGAGGAAGACAGAGCGGAAGGGAGAAGGAGGCGCUGCAUCGUUAGAGGAGUUGAAGAAUGCAACGUCUCCCCCUGGGAUACUGCCUCUUCAGAACAGGGUGCGGAUUGGCCCGCUAAGACCAUCAACGUGUCAGUCUGUCCGAAUGGAUUUUAUGGCGAUGAAGCCCGGUGUACAUUCAGUCGAGGUUCUUACGCUGACGGAUAUAGAGUCUGGGUUUGCUAUGAAUUUGAGGUCAGUAACAGCAAUCUUAUGGCUCUGUAGCAGAGUAGAUGACUGA
Serpula lacrymans var. lacrymans S7.9 is the source of this 2817-nucleotide messenger RNA. RefSeq lists its product as uncharacterized. Gene Ontology annotation, cellular component: trans-Golgi network; TRAPPII protein complex. The record is from RefSeq and is a predicted model, not a curated record. Bases 1 to 2817 code for a protein of 938 amino acids. Lineage: Eukaryota; Fungi; Basidiomycota; Agaricomycetes; Boletales; Serpulaceae. The transcript has 5 exons. Gene Ontology annotation, biological process: intra-Golgi vesicle-mediated transport.